This is a messenger RNA of Lacerta agilis (Sand lizard), 2061 nucleotides long. Its product is annotated as zinc finger protein 420-like. NCBI's taxonomy places the organism in Eukaryota, Metazoa, Chordata, Lepidosauria, Squamata, Lacertidae. The record is from RefSeq and is a predicted model, not a curated record. The coding region runs from base 175 to 1836 and encodes 553 amino acids. The transcript has 2 exons.
ACAGGCAGAAAACAACAGAGCAAUGUGUAAUGGAUAAUCUGUAUGUUGUCUAAGAAGGGGACCUUUCUCUUUUUAUUUUAGGGUCUGGUGUGCUUUGAAGAUGUAGCUGUUCAUUUCACACAGGAGGAGUGGGCGUUCCUGGAUCCUGACCAGAGAGCUCUGUAUAAGGAAGUCAUGGAGGAGAAUCGUGGGAUCAUGGAGUCUCUCAAUGCUGAUGAAUCAGAAACGAAGAAUGAGGGAGACCAAAUCUACACAAUGGAGAAGCGGUAUAAAUAUUUGGAGUGUACAGAGAGCUUCAGAAGAAUUCAUACAGGGGAGAAACCGUAUCAGAGUUUGGAAUGUGUCAAGAGCUUCACCCAGAAAUCCCAUCUCCAUUCCCAUAAAAGAAAUCGCAGCGUGGAGAAAACUUAUAAGUGCUUGGAAUGUGGAAAGAGCUUCACCUGGAAGGUAAAUCUGACAACUCAUGAAAGAAUUCAUACAGGGGAGAAACCAUAUCAGUGUUCGGUAUGUGGAAAGGGCUUCAUCCAAAAGGAAAGUCUCACAGGCCAUGAAAGAAUUCAUACAGGGGAGAAACCAUAUCAGUGCUUGGAAUGUGGUAAGAGCUUUAGGCGGUACUCCAAUCUCAGUUCUCAUCAAAGAAUUCACAGCAAGGACAAACCAUAUCAGUGCAUGGAAUGUGGAAAGAGCUUCAGUUGGAAGGAUAAGCUCACUCUUCAUCAAAGAAUUCAUACGCAGGAGAAACCAUAUCAGUGCUUGGAAUGUGGAAGGAGCUUCUCUCGGAGCGAAGGUCUCAGGUACCAUCAAAGAAUUCAUACUGGAGAGAAACCAUAUCAGUGUUUGGAAUGUGGAAAGAGGUUCAGUCAGAGGUUCCAUCUCACAUCCCAUCAAACAACUCAUAUGGCGGAAAAGGCAUUUCAAUGUUUGGAAUGUGGAAAGAGCUUCACCCGGAAGGAAAGUCUGACUUUCCAUCAAAGAAUUCAUACAGGGGAAAAACCAUAUAAGUGCUUGGAAUGUGGAAGGAGCUUCAGUUGGAAGAUUAAUCUGACUUUACAUCAAAGAACUCAUACAGGGGAGAAACCAUAUCAGUGCUUAGAAUGUGGAAAAAGCUUCAUUCGGAAGGAAAUUCUCACUUCCCAUCAAAGAACUCAUACAGGGGAGAAACCGUUUCAGUGCUUGGAAUGUGGAAAAAGCUUCAGUCGGAAGAGAAGUCUCACUUACCAUGAAAGAACUCACAGCGAGGAGAAACCAUAUCAGUGCAUGGAAUGUGGAAAGAGCUUCAGUCGGAAGGAUUGCCUGACUUCACAUCAAAGAAUUCAUACAGGGGAGAAACCCUUUCAGUGCUUGGAAUGUGGGAAGAGCUUCAGUCACUGUGCUAGCUUUAAGAACCAUGAAAGAGUUCAUAAAGGGGAGAAGGCAUUUCAUUGCUUGGAAUGUGGGAAGAGAUUCAGUCAGAGAACUGGUCUCAUGUCCCAUCAAAGAAUCCAUACAGGCGAGAAGCCAUUUCACUGCUUGGAAUGUGGGAAGAGCUUCAGUCACAGUGCUAGCUUUAAGAACCAUCAAAGAGUUCAUACAGGGGAGAAGCCAUUUCAGUGCUUGGAAUGUGGAAAGACCUUCAGUCGGUACUCUCAUCUCAGUUCCCAUCAAAGAACUCACAGCAAUGACAAACCAUAUCAGUGCAUGGAAUGUGGAAAGAGCUUCGCUUGGAAAGCAAGUCUCACUCCCCAUCAAAGAAUUCAUACAGGGGAGAAACCGUAUCAGUGCUUUGAAUGUAAAAAAACAUUCAGUCACAGCGCCAAGCUCUCUGUCCAUCACAGAAUUCACACAGGGGACAAAUGAUACCAGUGCUCAGAAUGUGGAAAGAGCUUCAUUUGUAGUGCCCAUCUCACUUACUAUCAAAGAAUUCAUACAGUGGAGAAACCAUAUAAGAGCUUCAGUUGGAAGAGAUGUCUUACUUCACAUGAACGAACUCACAGUGAGGAGAAACCACUUCAGUGCAUGGAAUGUGGAAAGAACUUUGCCUGGAAGACAAGUCUCACAGCCCAUGAAAGAAUUCACAUAGGG